Molecule: messenger RNA, 438 nt
Organism: Microdochium trichocladiopsis
Lineage: Eukaryota; Fungi; Ascomycota; Sordariomycetes; Xylariales; Microdochiaceae
Exons: 2
Coding region: 1-438 (145 amino acids)
Source: RefSeq, a predicted model, not a curated record
AUGACGAUCGAUCACUGUGGCGUAUAUGCCAUCUCCUCCAAAGCCGACGCCGUCAACGCGUGGUAUGCGGAAGCCCUCAAACCCUUGGGUUAUACGCUGCAGCAUUCUGAGCCCGGUGAUGCCGGCGAGAUUGUCGGCUAUGGUGAGCCAGGCAAGGGCAUGGACUUCUGGGUCAUCGCCGUCGCCGAGGAGCCGAAUCUCAAGCUGCACAUCGCGUUUACUGCCGACGCACUUGCUGAUGAGUACGAUGGGGGGACUCAAGAUCGUGCCGUCGUCGACAAGUUCCAUGCUGCUGCGGUGGCGGCUGGUGGCAAGGACAAUGGCCCUCCUGGACUCCGCAAGUUUCAUCCAAACUACUACGCAGCGUUUGUGCAUGAUCCGGUUGGAAACAACAUUGAGGUCGUUUGCCACAAGCCGAACAAGGAUUCGGCUCAAUGA